AUGGGCACCACUUCAGGCCCAAUUCCCACUUUAAUCCCAAAUCCAACUCCUUUUCCCAGCCCUACCUGUGAGUCUAUUCCACAAGUUGACUCUUCCACCUCAGCUCCAUCCCUUCAUCCUUCAACCCCAGCCGACCCACCCUCUCAGACUGACCUCAUACCCAGCUCGCCGACAACGUCGCCCUCCCUGGCUUCCUCUCCGACCCCACCCGUAGCAGAUCAACCCGCCACCUUACCCGAACCACCACCACCACCUGUAGCCGACCAGCCCGCACCCUUGAUUGACCCACCGCCCGUAGCCGACCAGCCCAUCCCUUUCUCUGAGCCUCAUCGUUGCUCCAGCUGGACCACCGCACCUCCGGUCAAAUUCCGGGACUAUAUCAUCUCCCAGGUCACACUUCCCUGCUCCGAUCAGUCAUCCUCCUUGUUUCCAGGUCCAACUCACAGCACCCGUUACCCUUUAUGCAAUCAUGUCUCUUAUCACCGAUGUACGCCGGUCCACCGCUCUUUCCUUGCUCAAAUCAAUCAAGCCACUGAGCCCCGUUCCUAUUCCGAGGUUGCCGCUCAUCCUGCAUGGCAAGAGGCAAUGUAG
Messenger RNA from Rosa chinensis, 591 nucleotides. RefSeq names its product proline-rich receptor-like protein kinase PERK14. The record is from RefSeq and is a predicted model, not a curated record. NCBI's taxonomy places the organism in Eukaryota, Viridiplantae, Streptophyta, Magnoliopsida, Rosales, Rosaceae. The transcript has a single exon. Bases 1 to 591 code for a protein of 196 amino acids.